This is a messenger RNA of Rhododendron vialii, 1216 nucleotides long. RefSeq lists its product as uncharacterized. Lineage: Eukaryota; Viridiplantae; Streptophyta; Magnoliopsida; Ericales; Ericaceae. The record is from RefSeq and is a predicted model, not a curated record. Bases 275 to 805 code for a protein of 176 amino acids. The transcript has 4 exons.
UUUUUAUCUGACACUUCCUUCAACCUUCAAUCACUGUCUUUUGUUCCUUUCUCUAACUACAAACAGUACUCUCUCUCUCUCUCUCUCUCUCUCUCUGUCCUGGCUCCUAGUAACAGAAGAUCCGGCCAAUCCACAUACCUUCCUAUUCAACACUUUAGCUCUCUCCCUCUCAUCCUUUCCAGCAAACUCAACCUUCUUCUCCAACUUUUUUGUUGGUUUUGUUUUCUGGUUUAAUCCUCUGCUACUUGCUAGCUUCCAUACCAAAAAUCACAUUAUGAGUGAGGGGAAGGGGUACUACGUCGACAAACGGAGCGGUCAAAUUCCGGCGUUUGGGAACUGGGAGUACGUGAAUGAUCUGCCGAUCACACAGUACUUCGAGAGCGCUAGGCAAGCCGGUUUGUUUCGGUACAGCAACUCUAGUUCCGGCGAAUGUGCUGCUGAUCUUAAUUAUUUCAAGGAAAAGCCUACUCCUCUAAAGCAAAAGACAAGGAGUACCCUUAGUAACAAAGGGUACCCCCAUGUUGAGGAUCAGAAGACGAAUCAAGUCAAGAAGAAGAUCAAGCAACUCGGUGACGUGACCGAACCGCCAAGGAAACAGCUGCACGAGUACCUCCCCAAGCACAACAACAACAACAUCGCCGUACGUAGGCAAUUACAAACUAGAAGAACCACCACCACACCCAAGGUGGUCAGAGCGGUUGAUGAAGACCUUUACAAAAUUCCGCCCGACCUCCUCCACACUUCCAAACAAAAGAGAGGGCUGGGGAUGUUCUCAAGAUGCUUAGUGCCAGAUUGUAUGGUCUAAAAGUUUUAGCUGCAGAGGCAGAGUUGCUAUUUUCUUGACAAAUGACAGAAGCAGAUGCAAUAUUGACAAGGCUUAUCUGAGUUGCAUCAAACCUCUUGUGAACAAGUUCUAUCCAAAUGCUUUUCCAUGUUCAAUUUUGAUAAUUGUCUCAACUUGUGAUCUCACGCGAUUGCAACUGCCGGUGAUAUUUGUUCUCUCUCUCUUUCUCUCUGUAACGUUUGGUUGUACCAGUGAACAUAAUUCCCAACACGUAGUGUUCAAAAAGUUUGUAGUAAUCUUUCGUAUGUAUAAUUAUUCUCUCAUGAAAUUCUAGGGCUUGUAGUUACAACUGUGGCUGAUAUCCUGCCACAAGAUAGAAACACUUCUACGUGAUUAAAAAUACUAGUUUUUAUGAGAGAUUUUACUACUGGA